GACCCACUCUAUAAAAACCAGCCUGAUCCUUCACAUGGGACUCCACAUCCCACGCAUAAAACACUUCAGUAGCUAGCCAAGCAGAAAAAAAAAUGAGGUUCUUGGCUCUGAUUCUGUUCAUUUUGGCAUCUGCAUUAAGGGGCUUGGCUGAUAUCAGUCCGCUUAUCAGCCGCGACCUGUUCAAUGAGAUAUUAAAGCAUCGUAACGAUGCUAACUGCCCUGGCAAUGGUUUCUAUACAUACGAUGCUUUCAUUGCCGCUGCCAACUCCUUUGGCGCUUUCGGAACCACAGGCGACGUUGAUACUCGUAAAAGAGAAAUUGCUGCGUUCUUGGCUCAAACUUCCCACGAAACUACAGGUGGGUGGGCAACUGCACCGGAUGGUCCAUACGCAUGGGGAUAUUGCUUCGUUCAGGAACAAGGCAAUCCUGGAGAUUACUGUGUUGCAAGUCAACAAUGGCCUUGUGCACCGGGUAAAAAAUAUUUUGGCCGUGGUCCAAUCCAGAUCUCAUACAACUACAACUAUGGUCCAGCAGGAAAUGCAAUAAACGUUGAUCUGCUGAACGACCCCGAUGCGGUGGCAAGGGACCCGACCAUUUCUUUCAAGACAGCUCUUUGGUUCUGGAUGACACCACAGUCACCAAAACCUUCGUGUCACGAUGUCAUUAGUGGUCAGUGGAAGCCAUCCGCCGAAGACACGGCCGCCGGUCGGGUCCCUGGAUAUGGGGUCAUUACCAACAUCAUCAAUGGUGGCAUCGAAUGCGGCAAAGGACCUAACCCUCAGGUUGAGGAUCGCAUCGGAUUCUAUAGGAGAUAUUGUGACAUAUUGAAAGUGAGCUACGGAAACAACCUCGACUGCUACAAUCAAAGGCCCUUUGCUUAGGCACUUUAAUAAUUAAUUAUGAAAGAAAAGCAAUUAUCAAUCACAUUAUUAUAAUUAUUAAAAUAAAAAAAAAAUCUGCUGCUAGUACAUAUAUAUCAUCAUAUAUGUAUGUGAGAUAUUUACCUUGUUGAUCUGGAAUAAUAUCAAUAUCAAUAAAUAAAAGGAGCUCGUCCUUAAUUUGGUGAUCAAUA
Durio zibethinus is the source of this 1072-nucleotide messenger RNA. Its product is annotated as basic endochitinase-like. The record is from RefSeq and is a predicted model, not a curated record. Gene Ontology annotation, biological process: chitin catabolic process; carbohydrate metabolic process; defense response to fungus. Gene Ontology annotation, molecular function: chitinase activity. NCBI's taxonomy places the organism in Eukaryota, Viridiplantae, Streptophyta, Magnoliopsida, Malvales, Malvaceae.